Messenger RNA from Anolis sagrei ordinatus, 1641 nucleotides. NCBI's taxonomy places the organism in Eukaryota, Metazoa, Chordata, Lepidosauria, Squamata, Anolidae. The record is from RefSeq and is a predicted model, not a curated record.
AUGCCACGCCGACUGUCCUUGUGUCCGGGCCCCACUGUGGCCCCCGUCCCUUUUGGGGACCUCCUGGAAGAAGUGGGCAGCGCCGGAGUCUUCCAGCUUUUCUCCACCAUCCUGCUUUCCAUUCCAGUUUUGCUUCUUGCCAGCCAUAACUUGGUCCAGAAUUUCAGCGCUGCUUCGCCGGGGUAUCGCUGCCACCCGGUUCGUCUCAACGUCUCCCUUUUCGGGCACCCGGUGCCCAUUGGUCAAGACUCGCAGCCGGAUAUUUGCCAAAGCUCUGUUUUAAGGCCAUCUUCUCCGAACGCCAGUGGAUCCGUGCCAUGCCAAAACGGAUGGGAAUAUGACCGCAGCAUCUUCACCUCCACCAUUGUGACCGAGUGGGACCUGGUGUGUAACCUGCAAUCCCUCAAAAGCCUGGCGCAGUCUCUCUUCAUGGCGGGGGUUUUGGUGGGCGCCUUCAUCUUCGGAGAUCUCUCAGACAGGUUCGGCCGCCGCCUGAUUCUCAUCUGGUCCCUUCUUCUGGUUGCCAUCAUGGGCUGUGGGGCCGCCUUCGCUCAAAACUUUGUGGCCUACUGCGUCUUCCGGUUCCUGAGUGGCGUGGGCAUCUCGGGUUUCCUCCUGAACUACAUCUGUCUCAGUCUGGAGUGGGUUCCCACCAAACACAGGGCGACGGUGGUCUCUGCCCAGAGCUACGUCAGUACAGCAGGGCAGUGUCUCCUGGCAGGGUUGGCGUACGGCAUCCGCGACUGGCGCUGGCUGCAGCUGGCCAUUUCGGCCCCGUUUUUCUGCUUCUUUGCCUAUUCCUGGUGGCUACCAGAAUCAGCUCGGUGGCUACUCAUGAACAACGAGCACGAAGCUGCCUUGAGGAACCUGAAACUGGUGGCCAGGAUCAAUGGGAAAGCAGCAGCAGGCAGCAAGGUUGUCUUGGAGAUGCUGGAGACUCGAAGAGAGGGCAAAUGUGCAAUGGAAAAGACUGCACACUCUUGCCUGGAUCUCUUCCGCACACCGGCCCUGAGGCGCAUCACUUGUUGUCUCAUGCUCAUCAGCUUCUCGCUGAACAUGUCCUACUUUGGCCUGGCCAUGGAGCUCUCCGUGUUUGGACUCAACGUCUUUCUGGUCCAGCUCUGCUUUGGGGCCAUCGAUCUGGUGGCCAAGAUGUCCUGCGCCCUGAUGCUCACGUUCUUCGGCCGGCGAACGAUCCAAGCCAUCUCCCUCAUUCUUGCGGGAAUGUUCCUAUUGCUCAGCCUCACUGUACCUUCCGAAAUGCCAAUGGUGCGCCUAUCCUUCGUGGUGUUGGGAAAAGGAUGCCUAGCAUCUGCCUCCAUGUGCCUUUAUCUCUAUGGAGGGGAACUCUUCCCUACGGUCAUUAGGCAAACAGGCACCAGCUCCGUCACCAUAAUGGCGCGCCUGGGUGGGAUUGUGGCUCCGGUGGUGCUGAUGGCCGGUAGCUACCAGCCCUUCCUGCCUCUGGUGAUAUUCGGUGUCGCUCCCAUCAUCUCUGGCGUUUGUGCGGGCUUCCUUCCCGAAAUGCUCAAUGUCCCUCUCUUGGACACAGUGGAAGAAGUGGAGGAAAGAGCCAGGCAGAAAUCCAGAGGAGAAUCAGAAAAGAUGGAAGCUCACAUUGUCCACUCCACCCGCUUUUGA